AUGCAACUAUGUGCCGAUAUCGAAGAUGAACUGGAUGAUUCAUCCUACGUCUCAUGCACGCCAUCCGGUAGUGAGGAAGAGGAAGAAGUAGCAGCACCAAAAGUUGCAGAUAAGAAGCGAAAAGGAACAAGACAACCCUAACCCAAGAAAGGUUAAGCUGCCAAAGCUUGACCCAGUGAGGUCACCGAGCCCUGAGUUUGAACAUCAACAAAACAAGAAGGAAAGACUGGUGUCCAAAAGGGGAAAACGCAUUUGCAUCAUAGAAGGGAGGAAUGCCCCAUUUGCAAAAAGGAGAUUUAUGACAUCCGUUGCCACCUGUGGAAACACGCAGAAAAGGGUGACAUUGGUGCAGACGAAGUCAUGCACAUCACCAGUGUGGCAAAAGGGAAAGGUUGGAGGCGAAGCGCAAGUCGUGUUGGUAACGACAUCAUGUAAUUCUCUUUCGCAAGGCCCAUCAACCCCUGCAGAAGCAGAAGAUUGUGCAGCAUCGACCUCCACAGAACCAGAAGCAGAAGUACAGUUUUCGGACAGUAAAGCUGAUAGUGAGGAAUCUGAUGAAGAGUUUGCUCAUCAAGACUACUUUACCUGCACCAACCCCAUUACCAAACGUCACAAGUAGCUCACAGCAUUUUACCAACAACGUCCUCGAUGCCGGGCAAAAAAAGGACAAAAACCAGCUCCAGGAUGCAUGCCACAUUAAAACUGUGUUAGGGAGACCCUCGUGGGACAGACAUAGAAAUCCUCUCUCUAAACGAGGCCAGGUGCCUUGGAGCACGCUAAGAUGGGAGACUAUCAUAGAAUGAAGAAAAACCAAUAACGUGGUCAUUACAUGAUGCUAGUCGCGCAACACAAGCGGCAAGUUGAUGGCCCAGCAGUCAUCUCCUUCAUGAAAGAGUUAAAAGAAAUGCUGGAUGUUUAUGUUGAGAAGAAACACCCAUAUCUUUGAAAACCUAAGGAUGAGAACCUCUUCCUGAACAACUCCGGCAAGGCCUUUGCAGGAGCAAACAUUUCCACGAGAGUGCCAGAGUUUUGGCAGAAAACAGAAGUCCGCCUGGACAUACAAGUGACUGCAACCAACACCAGAAAAUGGAUCGUUACUGUAUGCCACCAAAAAAAGUGUGAAGGGGUGGACUAUGACGAAAACGUGCUAAGAAGGGCCAUGUGCCACUCAGACCGGCUUGCUCAAUCGAACUACCUACAGGACGAUCUAACCGCAGUUGGAGCUGAGGCAAAUCACAUUAUUGCCAUGUGCACAAACCAAACACCUGUUUCCUCAAAGCAACAUCGCUUAAAGAAGACCCACUGAAUAUUGAAGAGCCGCAAGAGGAUCCAGGCAACGUUCAGUCGGACAACGAGAAAGAUUCUAACACUCGACCACUGACAGCAUUGGCAAAAGAGGAGAUCAAAUGCCUCUUUCAACAGGAAAUCGCAGAUGUGGUCAUCGUCCUCAAAAAUGUGCGCUCGAAAUUGAGUACCAGCCUGACUUUGCGAAAAUUACUGCCUUACAAAGAGAUGGUAAGAAAAGUCGCCGACUGCAUGCGGUAUUUUCAGACAAAGGAGCCAACAAAGGAACCAGAACAGCUGCCUGAAAGUGGCAAACCUAGUAGAACUUCUAAUUGGGUUGCAUCUCCAACGGAGACGCUGAGUUCCCAAAAAUGCGAGUGGUCGAAAGACCACGGGGCCAUUAUUGUAAAGUACUUUGUUAAACCUGAAAAGGCCAUCUCCAUACAUGAAGUAAGGAAAAUGUUUCAAGAAAUCGAGGAGUUGCGAAAUCUCCUUAAGGAAGAGGUUGCAGCAACGUGUGGACAAAAUAAAAAAUAUGCGGAAGAAAAAAGGCAAGUAAAUAACACCUGUACAGCCCUCCAGUAA
Molecule: messenger RNA, 1869 nt
Organism: Porites evermanni
Lineage: Eukaryota; Metazoa; Cnidaria; Anthozoa; Scleractinia; Poritidae
Source: the annotation of a GenBank genome assembly